UAAAAUUGUCAAAAACAAAAAAGUUUAUAAAAGAAACGUUUUGAUUAUUUUCAAGCGCAAUUAUCUUUUUUCAAAAUAUUAUAAUUGUAAUAAAUUUUAAAUUAAAAAAUCGUAUAUUGUGUUGUUUAAACUAUGACUACUGCUGCUAGACCAACUUUUGAUCCAGCUCGUGGAGGAACUGGACGUGGUGAAAAGGAUUUAAGUGCUCUUAGUAAACAAUAUUCAAGUAGAGAUUUACCAGGACACACCAAGCUUAAAUACAGACAAGAAGGACAAGGAACAAAUGAUGAACUUCGCAGCCGUGAUUUCCGUAAAGAAUUAGAUGAUCGUGAACGAGAAGCAAGAUCAAAAAAUAUUCCUGCAACAGUUCGUAAAGCUAUUGAAGCAAAUUCAUCUUCUACAGCUUCAGCACCUAAAAGGCCAAAAUUAGAUUCUGUACCACCAGCUAAUUUGGAUGCUGAUGAUCCAGUUGAUAACGAUAGCUCAGAGGAAGAAGAUUCUGAUGAUGAUACUGCUGCUUUAUUAGCUGAGUUGAAUAAAAUUAAACAAGAGAGGGCUCAAGAAGAAUCAAAAAAAGAAAAGGAAAGAAAGGAACAAGAAGAAAAAAUUAGAAUGGAAAAUAUAUUACAGGGAAAUCCACUAUUGAAUUAUUCAUCUGGUGCUAAAUCUGGAGAUUUGAAAGUGAAAAGACGUUGGGACGAUGACGUCGUAUUCAAGAACUGCGCUCGAAAUGAACCGGACAAAAAAUCACACUUCAUAAAUGACUCACUUAGAUCAGAAUUUCACAAAAAGUUUAUGGAAAAGUAUAUUAAAUGAAUUGUGAAUGUAAUUUUAUCUAGAAUUCAAAAAUUUUCCCAACUCUAUUAAGAUAAUGUGCGUGAAUGUAGGAUAUGAAAAUGUAAUAAAUGAAGUUCUCAAUAAAAACUCUUUCUAAACAUAAAUUAUUACUUGAAAAAUUUAUAACGAAAGAUUUGAAAAGCUUGAUUAAAUAUGAUGAUCUGUAAAAAAUUUUCUAACUUUUCGGCUUGGCAGAAUAACAAUUAAAUUCUUAUACGUUAUAGAAACCCGGAAGCACUUUUUAUGAUAGUAACUCACUGUAUAAGCCUUUAAAGUUUAUAAAGUUUUAUUUCUGUUAUUAAAAAAAAUGGGUUCGUUAAUUAGAAUUAUCAAUUUC
Condylostylus longicornis is the source of this 1174-nucleotide messenger RNA. RefSeq names its product protein CWC15 homolog (gene c12.1). Bases 133 to 816 code for a protein of 227 amino acids. The record is from RefSeq and is a predicted model, not a curated record. Gene Ontology annotation, cellular component: catalytic step 2 spliceosome. Gene Ontology annotation, biological process: mRNA cis splicing, via spliceosome. The transcript is spliced from 3 exons. NCBI's taxonomy places the organism in Eukaryota, Metazoa, Arthropoda, Insecta, Diptera, Dolichopodidae. Gene Ontology annotation, molecular function: RNA binding.